AUGUGGUCCUGGACCAUCGCCGAAAAUGGCACUUCCCUCACACCAGAGAGGACAUUCAUUCACGUCGUGCAGUCGUCGGACCGGGCCACAGCAUACGUGGUCAUCUCAUUCGCCUUGGUAUUGUUAUUGUUCACAUUGAAGCGGGAUGGCGGCCAGAAACUCGCCCCUGGCAUCAUGGUGGUCGGCGGCGGCGAAAAGCAGACGAUACGGGCAAAUCGAGAGCGAUUCCGAGAAGGCGCAAAGGAGAUGCUUGAAGAAGGCUACAGAAAAUCGGACGGCGGCUUUUACUACGUUCCCAGUCCACUCGGAGAGCGGCUGAUGAUACCGGUCAAGUACCUCGAGGAAUUGAAGACGGCGCCAGUAGAAGAGGUGGAUUUCGUUGCUACGUUUAUUGAAAUGUUCGAAGGCAAAUAUACUACGAUGGGUAGUCGAUCGACCUUGCAUCCCCGGGUCGUCAAGGCACAGUUGAACCAUCACCUAGCGGACGUAAUGCCCGGAGUCCAGCAGGAGAUUGUGGACUCGUUCGCGGAACAAUUUCCCCCCUGUGAAGAUUGGACGCCUGUGCCGGUGGUAGAAAUCCUGACCCAGAUUGUGGCGAGGGUAUCCAGCUGCAUGUUUGGCGGGACGACCCUGUCUCACAACAAGGAAUGGGUCAAGUCGUCGAUUGACUUCGCCAUCGACGGUUUCAUCGGCGCCCAGAAGAUCAAGAAGUACCCAGAAUUCCUCAAGCCACUGGUUGCGCGCUUCGUCCCAGAAAUUCGGAAGAUCGCAGAUCAUUACGCAGCGGCAGAAGCCGCUGCCAUCCCGAUGCUGGAGAAUCGCCGGCGGACAGGGGAGAAGGCCAUGGACCUGUUGUAUUGGAUGGCUGAGCAGGCCAAGGACGAGGAGCGGGAUUUUAAGUUCUUGGCUGGCAUCCUCCUGAAAGUCAGUUUUGCGGCGAUACACACAAGCGCAGCAGCCCCUGCACAGCUACUCUAUGACUUGUGCGAACAUCCGGAGUUCAUUGAGCCAUUGCGGGAAGAGGUAAGCAGUGUCAUUGGUCCAGAUGGCAUGAUCGACAAGUCCGGGUUUAUGAAGAUGGCAAAGAUGGACAGUUUCAUGAAGGAAAGCCAGAGGUUUAAUCCCCUGCUACUGAUCACUUUUGAGCGAGUAAUCCAUCAACCCCUCACGCUGUCUUCUGGUUUCACUAUCCCAGCACAUACGACAAUUGGAAUCCCGACGCAGGCCAUAACAAUGGACGAGUCAUUGUAUCCCAAUCCAGAGGUUUUUGAUCCAUUCCGCUUCUCCAAGAUUCGGGAAGAGCGACCAGAAAUGGACGGACGUGCGCAAUACGUCGCAUCGAACCCGGCCUCGCUGAGCUUUGGCUAUGGGCGACACGCAUGCCCGGGGCGAUUCUUUGCUGCCCAAGAGAUCAAGGCCAUCAUGGCUCAUAUUCUGCACAACUACGAUAUUCGAUUUCCCGCGGGUCAGAGCCGGCCAGAGAGCCUGAGGGCCGAAACGCAAUAUCUGCCACACCCGGGGGCGACGGUUGAAUUCAAACGACGAACUUAA
Molecule: messenger RNA, 1551 nt
Organism: Diaporthe batatas
Lineage: Eukaryota; Fungi; Ascomycota; Sordariomycetes; Diaporthales; Diaporthaceae
Exons: 6
Coding region: 1-1551 (516 amino acids)
Molecular function (GO): oxidoreductase activity, acting on paired donors, with incorporation or reduction of molecular oxygen; heme binding; iron ion binding
Source: RefSeq, a predicted model, not a curated record